AUGGCGGACGGUCGUAAUCUGCAGGAGCUCCCUACUAAACUACACUCUCAAGCAACAAGCUGGGACUCCUGUGGUACACAAAUCGACCCAAACAAGGACUUACCUAACGCAGACAACGGCUGGAGUGUCCCGAUGUGGAAAGCCGAGAUGCCGACCGCCAAAAACCAUGUGGACCGGUUGCUGCUAGUGGGUGCUCCCGGCGGGUGA
Pelobates cultripes (western spadefoot toad) is the source of this 207-nucleotide messenger RNA. NCBI's taxonomy places the organism in Eukaryota, Metazoa, Chordata, Amphibia, Anura, Pelobatidae. The record is from the annotation of a GenBank genome assembly.